Hyposmocoma kahamanoa is the source of this 12147-nucleotide messenger RNA. It is a transcript of the gene kl-2, whose product is annotated as dynein heavy chain 2, axonemal. Gene Ontology annotation, molecular function: dynein light intermediate chain binding; minus-end-directed microtubule motor activity; ATP binding. The transcript is spliced from 71 exons. The record is from RefSeq and is a predicted model, not a curated record. Gene Ontology annotation, cellular component: dynein complex. Lineage: Eukaryota; Metazoa; Arthropoda; Insecta; Lepidoptera; Cosmopterigidae. Gene Ontology annotation, biological process: microtubule-based movement.
GUUCCGGUGUAAAAUUAAGCUAAUUGCGGAUAACAUAGAUAAUUAGUGAAGCCAUUAUGGCUGAACAACCUGUUAAGCGGCCUAAAGUGGCUUGGAGCGAUGACCUUAGCCAUGAUUCGGCUGAAGAAAGAGAGAGAGAGCGUCUGGCAGAACUAGCUAGACUAGCAGCUUUAGCCCCAAAGAAACCUGUGUAUGAAGAGGAAGAAUUCCAAAAACUCGUGACUUACAUUAUGAAAAUAACCACCCUCUACGACUUGAGGCAGGAAGACUGGAAAGAAGAUGCUAUACAGGGCAUAGAAGAUUGGCUACUAGAGCCUAGAGAUUUAAUUUUAUGCAUUUAUUUUAAAGGAACACAACUAAAGGCUACCAGUGAAGUUCCACUUACUCCAGUUUAUGAUUUGAUGUAUUUUAUAAGGCCACCAGAUUUUGUAUUCAAGGCAGAAACGUUUCAUGAAGAUAUAACAUUUGGAACAUUUGUAGAUUCUGUAGAAGCUAACUUGAUACAAGUUCUAGAAAUGGUUUAUGCGCCUUAUUUUUUCGCUAUUACAACAUGGCCAGAUAGUGUAAAAAGUGAAUUUUGUACCCAACUUCAUACAUUCUUAGCGAAACUAACGGACAUGUACUACAAAAUGCUGGGUCUUACUGUACUAUACAUACCUCGAGAAGGUCAACAAAUUUCUUAUGAGAUGGCGAGCAACGACCGGGAGUUAGUGAAGAGGCUCGAAGGCGUUGUGGUAUACUGGACCCAUCAGAUGAAGUCUUGUAUUGAAGACCAAUCUUCCGUUUCAUCGCAGAAAGAGCUCUUGUGCCCUAGCGAUGAAUUGGACUUUUGGAUAUAUAGACAUGAGAAUUUAAACGCUCUGCUACACCAACUGAAGAAUCCUGCCGUCAGACAUAUCACGAAAAUCCUUGUGACCACUCACUCCACAUUUAUCCAUCAAUUUCAAUCUUUGUGCGAGGAGAUUGUACAAAAAAUCCAAGAAGCAACUUCUAAUAUUGAAUACUUACAAGUCAUCAAACAACCUUGUGCUAUUUUGGAGUGUGUAAUCGACCCUGACGAAAUCCCAAACCAUGUUUCAAAGAUAAUGAAUCUAUUCAGAUUUAUAUGGCUGGAAUCUCCAUACUAUAACUCUGAAGCAAGAAUAACCAAUUUGUUCAAAGCGUUGAGCAACCAAAUAAUAAUCCUAUGCAAGACGUACAUAAAACUUGAAGAUCUUUUCGAAGAUGGCUUGACAAAGAAGGCGUUGGGUGAAUUUACCAAAUGUAUAGAUUGCUGUAAGAAAUACAGGGAGAUUUAUGACAUCAUUGCUGAGGCUCAUAAUGAUAUACAACCAGGCAGUUGGGAUUUGGAUACGGGAUCCAUUUUCAAUUACAUUGACUCAUAUGUACAAAGAUGUUUCGAUAUGUUGGAUGUAUGCAACUGUAUGAUCAUAUUUGGGAGGAUAGACGAAAUGGAAGUAGUUAACAAACCAAUGUUUGCUGGUUCUCAUGGCGACGCGUUUGAAGAGAAAUGCGACCAAAUAGAGCACAUGUUCUUCGACGCUCUGGACAAUAUCAGGAGAGUAUCUCAUACCAUACUCGAUGUACAGGCACCGUCCUGGUACGACGAUAUAUUGCACUUCAGGACUGUUAUCAAAGAUGUAGAAAUAAUAAUAGAAAACCUUGUAGAAACAGUGUUUGAAGACGUGAACCACGUAGAAGAAGCCGUGGUGGCUUUGUUUUCUUUGCAUAACUAUUCCAAGCGUAAGAAUUUGAAACGAGUCUUCAAGCGAAAAACAGCCGAAGUGAGUUUUUUUGUGUGGGCAAUGUUUAGCGAUGAAAUCCAAGAAACGAAGAAAGACAUGGUGGCUAACAGAAGUCAAUAUCCAGCUGACCUGCCAUCCUUUGCUGGUAGAGGAGUUGUAAUGAGAAUGAGGAAGAACAGACUCAUUUAUUUAAAAAAGAUAAUGACCGAGGCAUCAGUGUGGUUAAUGCCUUGCAGCAAUUCCGAAGACGUGAUUAUGCACUGCAACAGGCUCACGGGCGCCAUUGAUGUUGGGGUCAGAGAGCUGUUCAUCUCUUGGACGCACAAUUUCGACGAGAAAUGCGGCGCAGGACUAAACAGAACUCUAAUGAGGAAAAGCGUAGCGAAUCCAGGUCUAAUGGAAUGCAACAUUGAUGUGUAAGUGUGUAAUUUAUUAGUAUUUGCAAAAGCUAAGAACAUAUACUACGUUUACGAGAGCGUACUGGCAGUUGUCAAAGGUUACAACAAGAUUUUGGACUCACUUUCUGAAGAGGAAAGACUUCUGUUCAAACCGUUAAUUACCGCGUGCGAGAAAAAGGUGCAGCCAGGCAUAUUCAAGUUAACAUAUACAUCCAAUUUAUCAGAUGCCUACAUUGCUGACUGUGUUGUACAAAUUGGAGAGUUACAAGAUUUUUUAACAACAUAUAAAACCUGCAACGUCAACUUGGUAAAAAUAAUGGAGAAAAUUUGUGACACUCCCCUAGCAGAGUUUGAUAUUUACAACGUUUUCGAUAUAAAAGCUUUUAGACACACUGUGAGGACGAUGCAAGGUUCAGCGUCUAAUAAAAUAUUGGAAAUGUACAAAGAAAUCAUUACAUAUUUAGUGAUCGUGUACGAAGGAUUUGAGGCACAUAUUCAAAUGAUGGCCGAGCAUUGGAUAAAAUAUGUACGCAGAUAUGAUGCUUUGUUGGAAGACGCAUUACGCUUAUCCAUUAAGUCAACUAUGCAGAAUAUGUAUAAACUAGUACACGGUGACGGUACUAUGGCACCAGCACCUCUUAUAAAGAUGAAUUUGAUACUGUCCGGCAAAAAUAUAAUUUAUAUUCCGCCCGAAAGUGAACUGCGUGAUACAUUUGAUACUAUACUGGAUGAAAUAGUCCAUAUUAUGAGUACGAUACCAAGAAUUUAUGAAAAGUUCACUCUACCCGCCGGAGGUUUGAAAAAAUUUUGGGAAGUUAUUUCGAAUGACCCUGACUGCAACAAGUUACAAUCAUUAAUUAACGAAGAGAUUGAAUACAAUUUGGAUCUCAUUGUAAGUCACAUUUCUAUGUGGGAUCCAUAUGCCCAUAUUUGGAAAGUGGAUAAAGAAGAAUUUCUGGUUCAUUACCGCGAAGAAGGCCAUAUUGCUAACGAUUUUGAUAAAUUAAUUGUAAGCUACAGCGAGCUUGCAAACACUGUUCAAAUACAAGAAACCACGAAUCAGAUACAUUUCGUGACUCUGAAUUCAAGUGAAUUAAAGAAGUCUGUUAUACAACAUUGUCUGUUAUGGCAAAUAAAACUCGGUGAACUGCUUAGAACUAUGGCAGAAUUCGAUAUUGAUGCUAUUUAUUCCUACGUCGAAAAAAGUAGUGAAGAAGCUAUGAGGAUGCCAGCAACUCUGAGUGAAUUAGCAUCUGCUAUAUCGACAUACGAGCGGUUGUUAGCUGAAGUACCAACAACAGAGAAAAAGUUUCCGCCGAUUGGGGAUCAAAUGAUAGUCCUAAAUAAAUUUGACGUCGACCUAAGUCCCGAAAUGGUCACCCGUCAUGAAGAAAUACCCAAUAUAUGGGCUGAGUACUUAGUUCUUUUAGAAGAAGCUAAGAAAGCAUUAGAAUUAAACAAAGAUAAAUUCAAGACCGAACUCUUGGAACAAGCCGAGCAAUUUAAAGAAACUGCCAAAGAGUUUUGUGACGACUUUUACAAAAGUUGUCCAACGGCUUCGGAAGUCAGCGCUAAAGAUGCUUUGUCCCAAUUGAAGGCUUUCCGAGAUCAAUUGAACGCCUUGCGCGCUCAAGAACAAGCUAUCAGAGAUGGGCUUGCUGUGUUUAAUUUGACGACGCCAGUGAACUUGGAUCUACAAAAAAUGGAAAAGGAACUUGAAAAAUUAGAGGAAGUUUGGGGAUUAGUUGGACAAUGGGAAGAUUCGUGGGAUAAAUACAAGUCUUUAACAUUUUGGGAACUGGAAACCGAUGAAAUGGAAGAAAAUGUUAUGUUUCUCUUUAGAAAUUUCAAUCGUCUUUCACGACAGUUGAAAGAGAAAGGUUGGGACAUUAUUGACACCACUCGAGUGAAAGUUGAUAAUUUCCGCCGCACAUUACCUUUAAUUAAUGAUCUGAAGAAUCCUUGUAUGAGAGAAAGACACUGGGAUAGAAUUAAAAGCCUGGUUGGAGUUGACUUUGACCAAAACUCCGAAGAUUUUAAACUAGAGCUGAUCAUGCGCCUGAACUUCCAAGCUUAUGCCGACGAUAUAGCAGAGAUUUCUAAUGCUGCCACGAUGGAAUUAGCUAUAGAGAACGGGCUGAAAGCAAUCAGAGAAGUGUGGACCGCCACCACAUUUGAAAUGACACAUCACAAAGGUGACAUGUAUAAAAUUAAGACAGUUGAAGAAGUUACUCAGGCACUUGCAAUACUUCUGAUGUAUCACCCCAAAGCUCAAGCGCAAGGACUGUUAAAUGAUUAUCUCCACAUGGUCCUGUGUUGCCGGUCUGAUGAAGAUAAGAAAGCUGUCCUCAAAAAUGCCAUGGGUCUCCCUGUAGCGAAGGCAAUGAUGUCUGAGGAUGGAGAGUGUAUUGAAUGGAGAUACAAUCUCAUUCUCGACGGCCCGGCCGAACACUGGCUACUCGGUUUGGAGCAUACCAUGAGAAUCGUGCUUAGAGAUAAUCUAAUAAUAACUCGCGCGGCACUGCGGAAGUGCAAAUAUGAGAGAGAACAGUGGAUAAAUGAUUAUCCUGGACAACUUGGUAUUACGGCUAGCAAGAUUCAAUGGACAUCAGACUGCACCCGCACUCUAUGCCGUUGUGAUAUAAUGAAAGAAAAGAAACCGUUAAAGAAACUGCGCAAGAAACAGAACUUGAUCCUUGCCACGCUACAAACGAUGUCUCGGAAGGAGAUCCCGAAAAUUCUACGGGCAAAAGUCAACGCUUUGUGUGUCAUUGAGAUACAUUCUCGGGAUACCGUUGAUAGGAUGUAUAAGAUGGGUUGCAUGCACGUAACGGCAUUCGAAUGGUUCUCCCAGCUUAAAUUUUACUGGGACCGUGAACGGGAGGACUGCUUCAUUAGACAGACUAAUACGAACUCUAUUUAUACUUACGAGUAUAUUGGAAAUUCUGGUCGCCUUGUGAUUACUCCGCUGACUGACAGGUGCUACAUUACCCUUACAACAGCUCUUAAUCUAUUUCGCGGCGGGAGCCCCCAGGGCCCAGCCGGCACAGGCAAAACUGAGACGACCAAGGAUUUAGGCCGAGCACUAGCUCGAUGGGUCGUCGUCACCAAUUGCUCAGAUGGCCUGGAUUAUAAGUCCAUGGCUAAGUGUUACUCAGGCAUCGCGCAAAGCGGCUGUUGGGGCUGCUUUGAUGAAUUCAAUCGCAUCAACAUUGAGGUGCUGUCGGUGGUGGCUCAGCAGAUCCUGAGCGUGCUGCAGGCGCUUUCGCUCUAUCAGAAGCGGUUUGUGUUCGAAGGCGCGGAAAUCAAGAUAGACAGUAACUGUGGCAUCUUCAUUACCAUGAACCCUGGCUACGCCGGUCGAACGGAAUUGCCGGACAAUCUGAAAUCUAUGUUCCGACCGAUCGCGAUGUGCGUGCCAGAUUCGCUCAUCAUUGCCGAGAACACCCUGUUCUCAGACGGGUUCAAGGAUUAUAAGGUUAAUGCUAAGAAGGUCUUCACGUUAUAUCAGCUGGCAAUGCAACAGCUGUCGAAGCAAGAUCACUACGACUUCGGUUUACGGUCUAUGGUGGCGCUACUACGGUACGCGGGCGUCAAGCGACGCGCUUACCCGCAUUUGCCUGAACAGGAGAUGGUAAUCCUCGCUAUGUGUGACAUGAACGUAGCCCGCCUCACAGCCAAAGACGUACCUCUCUUCCAAGGCAUUGUCUCGGAUAUCUUCCCUGAAGUGGAGAUCCCUACACUCGACUACGAAAUGCUGGAAACCGCCAUCACAGCUGAGAUGAAGAUUAGUAAUCUACAGCCUACUAAAGCUGCGUUGUUGAAAGUCAUACAGACUUUUGAGACCAAGAAUUCGCGGCACUCAAGUAUCCUUCUCGGCGAUACGAAUACAGCUAAAACAGUAUCCUGGAAGAUGCUAGCGAACACGAUAACGCGUCUUAAGAACGAGCGAGUACCCGGUUUCGAGGCGGUACAAGUAUUCCCGAUGAACCCUAAGUCUUUGACCUUGGGGGAACUGUAUGGGGAGUAUAAUCUUGCUACUGGAGAGUGGAAGGACGGUGUGCUGUCUAGUAUUAUGAGGAAUACUUGUCAAGAUGAAUCACCUGACCUAAAGUGGAUCAUCUUUGAUGGCCCAGUGGACGCCAUUUGGAUCGAAAACCUCAACUCCGUCAUGGAUGACAAUAAGUUGCUUACUCUAGUCAACAGCGAAAGAAUAUCUAUGCCUGCGCAAGUGUCUCUGCUAAUAGAAACGCUAGACCUGGCAGUGGCGUCUCCGGCAACGGUGUCCCGCAACGGGAUGGUGUACAACGACUACAAGGACUGGGGUUGGUGGCCUUACGUCAACUCCUGGUUGGACGCUAUGUCCGCGCAGGACGUUGAAUAUGCUGAACUGCUGCGCAACCACUUCCUGCGCAUCCUGACGCCGGUGCUGGAGCUGAAGCGCCUGCAGCUGCUGGAGGGCGCCAGCGUCAAGGGGCAGGAGCUGACGGGCGUGCGCUCGCUGUGCCGCCUGCUGGCGCUGCAGCCGCCGCCCGCGCCGCCGGGGCCCGAGGAGGAGGACAACGACAACUUCUCCAAGAUGCGCUUCCUCUUCGCGAUGAUUUGGUCCGUUUGCUCGACCCUGGAGGAGGAGUCGCGGAGGCGUAUCGACAAUUGGAUCCGUGAGCACGAGGGCAUCUUCCCUUUGAAGGAUACGGUCUAUGAUUACUACGUGGACGAGAGAUUGCGCGUCUUUAAACCCUGGGAGGACAGACUACCAGACAACUGGAGAUUUAACGCUAGCGCUGGAUUCCACACCAUUCUAGUGCCAACAGUGGAGUUCAUUCGCGUACAAACCAUCGCCGUGGAUUUGCUCAAAUCUGGUUACGGUAUCAUCGUAGGAGGACCCACGGGCACUGGGAAGACCUUUCUCAUACAGGGGACUUUAGCCAUGUUGGACUCUACCAAGUAUAGCACGCAAGUGUUGAAUAUGUCUGCGCGUACGACGGCCGCGAACGUGCAAGACAUAAUUGAGGCUCGCCUGGAGAAGAGGACUAAAGGGAAUUACGUUCCAGCUGGAGGCAAGAAGAUGAUAGCGUUCAUGGAUGACAUCAAUAUGCCUGUGCGCGACGAGUACGGUUCGCAGCCGCCGCUCGAGUUGGUGAGGCUGUGGCACGACUACGGCUAUUGGUACGACCGCAACAAACAAUGGCGUACGAAUAUCAAGGACAUGGUGCUGGUGGGCGCGGCCGGUCCCCCUGGUGGAGCGCGGUCCCACCUGCCCCCGCGGCUUCUGUCGUGCUUCCACCCCUUCUUCAUGACGGCGCCCACCGAGCAGCAGCUCAUGAAGAUCUUCGGCACCAUGAUCGGCCAACACUUGCAGGAUUUCGACGAGGAGACCAAGGGAGUCGGCAAAAUAGUGUUAGUGGCCACUAUUGAUAUCUUCAACAACGUGGUAGCGAGGCUGCUACCCACGCCGAGCAAGAUGCACUACCUAUUCAACUUGAGAGACAUCUCUAAGAUAUUCCAGGGCCUAUUGCGAAGCAAUAAAGAUUACCAGAACACGAAGCCGCGCUUCCUACGACUGUGGGUGUGCGAGUGCUUCAGGGUGUUUUCCGAUCGCCUCACUGACGAAAAAGAUCGCGAUUGGUUCAUGACCCACAUGGGCGACAUGCUGGGCAAGCACUUCGAGCUGACGUUCCACGCGCUGUGUCCCACAAAGCAGUCACCGAUCUUCGGCCACUUUCUCAACCCGUUCGAGGUUUACGACGAUUUGAACGAUCCCGCAGCGCUUCGCAAGUACAUAACGAACCAAAUGGAAGAAUACAACAGCUGUCCGGGCGUCGUGAAGAUGGACUUAGUGCUUUUCAAGGACGCCAUAGAGCACAUAGUGCGAAUUGUGAGGGUUGUCUCGCAGCCCAGAGGGAAUAUGCUGUGCGUUGGCAUUGGUGGUUCCGGUCGGCAGAGCUUGUCCCGCGUAGCGUCAUACAUCUGCGAGUGCAACUCCUUCCAGGUGGUAGUCACUAAGACUUACGGCAUUAAAGAGUUCAGGGAAGAUCUCAAAUUGCUAUACAACACAUGCGGCGUCGACGCAAAGUUCACGACGUUUAUAUUCGUCGACACUCAGAUUGUCGAAGAUGCAUUCACAGAAAUAAUCAACAACCUGCUCAGUAGUGGAGAGGUCACUAAUCUCUAUAAACCCGAUGAGUUCGAGGACAUCAAAUCGGCGCUAGAGAAAGCAAUGAAAGCACAGAACAUAAUGCAAACGGCUGAGAACGUCUAUCUAUUCUUGGUGGAACGCGUCAGGGGACACCUUCAUAUUGUGCUGUGCUUCAGCCCUAUCGGAGAGGAUUUCAGAAAUCGCAUCCGCCAGUAUCCAGCGUUGAUAAAUGCAACAACAACAAACUGGUUCCUUGAGUGGCCGCGAGAGGCGCUGCUAGAGGUCGCCUACAAAUUCCUUGAAGGAGUAGAGUUGCUGGCUUCUAUUACUGGACCGAGGUACAAUGUAUUAUACGAAGAGACCCAGCAGAAGCUUAAGAUGGAAAUGAUGCUCAAAGGGGUGAGAAGAAAAGAAUCGAUCAUAGAAUCCCGUGAAGACAUACUUCGAGCUUCAGUGGCAUCUAUAAUGUCCCUCAUACACUCAUCCGUGGGCCGAGCUUGCGUUAAAAUGUGGCAGGAGAUGCGAAGAACUAAUUACGUCACUCCAACUAAUUAUUUGGAACUUGUGUCCGGGUACAAAGAAAUGCUGAAGACCAAGAGGUUCGACAUUGCCUUGCAAGCGAACAAGCUGAGAAACGGUCUGAGCAAAGUAGAAGAAACUACUGCUCUCGUCGCUUGUAUGUCCGAGGAAUUGGCAGCUUCUCAGGUUCAAGUAGCAGAAUACACCGAACAAUGUAUCGAAUACAUGGGCAUAAUCAGCGUGCAGCAACGCAACGCCGAUGAGCAACAGCGCAGCGUCGCCGCUCGAAGCAAGAAAACUCAAGAGGAAGAGGGCCAGUGCAAGAAACUCGCCGACGCCGCCAUGAGGGACUUGGCGGCUGCCAUGCCAGCUUUGGAUGAAGCAACAAAGGCUUUGGAUGCUUUGAACAAAAAGGACAUAACAGAAGUGAAAUCUUACGCCAAACCACCGCAGAAGGUCGAGAUGGUGCUGGAGGCAGUUUUGAUCCUCUUACAAAAAGAACCAACAUGGGUGGAAGCAAAACGCCAGCUUGGAGACCAGUACUUCCUAGAUCGACUGCGUGAUUUCGACAAAGACAAUAUUCCAGACAAAGUAUUAAAGAAGAUUGGUACAUACACAGCGAAACCCGAUUUUGAUCCGGAAAUCGUGGGAGUAGUGUCGCUGGCAGCUAAGUCACUUUGCUUGUGGGUGCGGGCCAUUGAGAAAUAUGGAAAAAUUUUCAAGAUCGUAAAACCGAAAAAGGAACGGCUAGAAGAAGCGUUAGAAUCUCUGCGAAUGAAGCAGCAGAUCCUUGCCGAAGCGCGAGCCAAACUCAAGGAGUUGAGCGAUUUGUUAGCGCGUUUGCAGAAAGAGUAUGAAGAAAAGGUCGCUCAGAAAGAGGAGUUGGAGAGGAAGGCCAGGCUCUUGCAACUGAAGCUCGAGAGAGCCGAGGCUUUGAUUACCGGGUUGUCAGGUGAGAAAGAGCGCUGGGAGGCGACGGUGGAAAGACUGGACAAGGAGUUCGACAACCUGCCUGGCGACAGUCUGAUCGCGACCGGCUUCAUCGCGUACCUCGGCCCGUUCGUUUCAGAGUACCGCGAGGAACUUAUGCAGGAAUGGUUCAUGGAGGUAUAUAACGAACAAGUGCCAGUAACAAUGGACUUAAGUAUGAAGUAUUUCUUAUUGGAUGACGCUACCCUACGAGACUGGAACUAUAUGGGAUUGCCAGACGAUAAUUUCAGCGCUGAAAAUGGUAUAAUAGUAGUUCGUGCAACAAGAUGGCCGCUAGCUGUGGAUCCCCAAGGUCAGGCCCUUAUUUGGAUAUCCAGGCUUGAGGAACAGAACGAGAUAGAGAUUGUCGACUUUGGCCAACCAAACUACCUGAAAUUAAUGGAAACCAGUCUGUCAGAAGGCAAGCCGAUUUUAGUCCAAGGUGUCGGAGAGGUGCUCGACCCUUCCAUUGCACCGAUCCUUGAUAAAGCUAUCGUCACAAUUGGUGACUCAAAAGUAAUCAAAUUUAACGAGAAAAUGGUAUCGUUCAACUCGGCUUUCAGGUUAUAUUUAACUACUAAAUUGGGUAAUCCCGUAUACACCCCCGAAAUCUUAACAAAGACAACCAUGGUUAACUUCGCGGUGAAGGAGCAAGGUUUAACUUCACAAUUGCUUGGCAUAGUGGUGCGCAAGGAGAAACCACAGCUGGAACAGAUGAAGACCGAUCUGGUGCUAACAAUUGCGAGGAAUAAGAAAACACUGGUGGACUUGGAAAACGACCUGCUCCGCAUUAUGUACGAGUCUCAAGUACCACUGCUUGAGAACGAAGAGCUGUUCGUGACACUGCAAACCUCGCAAAAGACCUCGGCCGAAGUCAAGGAAGCUCUAAUCACUUCUCAGGACACUGAGAAAGAGAUCGAUUCUGCUCGUCAGGGUUAUGUUCCAGUAGCAGUCCGCGCUUCAGUGUUGUUCUUCGCGUUGAACGACUUAUCACGUAUCGACCCUAUGUAUCAGUUUUCGCUGGACGCGUACAUCGACCUGUUCACGUACUCCAUAGACCGCAGCGCUAAGAGCUUCGAGCUUGAAGAACGCAUCAGUAAUUUGAAUGAAUUCCACACUUAUUCUGUUUACAAGAACACCUGCCGAGCGCUCUUCGAACGGCACAAACUCCUUCUCUCUUUCCACAUUGUGUCACGUAUCCUGUUUCAAGCUAACAAAUUGAACAUUAACGAGUACCUGUUCCUGUUGAAAGGUGGCGUUGUACUUGACAGGUCUGAACAACCUGACAAUCCUACUAUGAACACUGACCAAAAAUGUUUUAUAUUCCGUCAGGAUGCGGUGAUAAUUUGUCAGACGUUGUUCCAAUUGUCGUCGACGGGCGGCGGCGGCGGAGGCGGCGGUGUUAGCAGCGACCAGAAGGUGGACGAACUGGCGUUAGAAAUGAUGAUAAAGUUGCCGCCUAAGAUCGACGUGGAAACGACUGAGCGUCUGAUGGGCAUGGAAAUCACCAUGCCGAUGUGCGUUUCGCUGCUUCAAGAGAUUGGUUACUUCAAUGUGCUUAUUUCUGGUAUUGUUGGUGGACUUAAGGAGCUCCGACGCGCCAUAGAAGGCUUGGUAGUGAUGUCGGAAAUGCUCGAAAUCAUGUACGCCUGCAUCUUCGAAGGCAGGGUGCCGACGUUCUGGCAGAAGGGGCGGCCGUCGAUGAAGCCGCUGGGCGCGUGGUGCCGCGAGCUGCAGCUGCGCGGCGCGCACCUGGGCGCGUGGGCGCUGGCGCCGCGCUCGCCGCCCACGCUGUGCUGGCUGCCGGCGCUCGUCGUGCCCACCGGCUUCCUCACCGCCGUCAUGCAGACGACGGCACGCGGCGAGAGCUGGCCCAUCGACACUUUGUGCUGGGAGUUCACGGUGUUGAACUUGGAGGAAUCUGCCUUCGUACGUCCACCGCGCGACGGCGGAGUCUACAUCAGGGGACAGUUUUUGGAGGGUGCCAGUUGGUUCAAAAAGGACAGCUGCCUAGCGGAGCCACUGCCCAUGCAGCUAGUGUACCCAAUGACUCCUAUACACUUCAAGCCCAUUCGCGCUACUGGGCGACGAAUGAAGAACCGGUAUAUUUGUCCUUGCUACUACUACCCCCUCCGCAAAGGUGCGUUCGUCGUCGCCACAGACUUGCCGUCUGGGAAGGAGUCGCCCGACUUCUGGGUGAAACGGGGCACAGCAAUGCUCUGUACACUCGCCUCUUAAGUUGAAUAUUGUUUUCAUGUUUCGUCCUUAAUAUACGGAUCUUCUAAGCUAUUUUGUGUUUAGAUUGUAACCUAGUCUUAGAGAAACGCAGAAGACUCGGUCCACAAGAUUUAUUCUUAGAGAUAAUAAAAGAGGAAAG